UCUGGCCGGGCCCUUCGCCUCCAUGAUCCUCGGAGACCUCGGAGCCCAGGUGAUCAAAGUGGAGAGACCAGGUGCAGGUGACGACACCAGAGCCUGGGGUCCUCCGUUUGUGGCGUCAGAGAGCGCCUACUUCCUCAGCGUCAACCGGAACAAGAAGGUUUCCUGUCUCAGCCAUAUUGCUGCUAACUACCUGAAUGCGGGGAAGGAGGCGAGGCGCUGGGGGACGGCCCACGAGAGCAUCGUACCUUACCAGGUAACACCUUCAACUG
Molecule: messenger RNA, 269 nt
Organism: Neolamprologus brichardi
Lineage: Eukaryota; Metazoa; Chordata; Actinopteri; Cichliformes; Cichlidae
Source: RefSeq, a predicted model, not a curated record